Molecule: messenger RNA, 2160 nt
Organism: Trematosphaeria pertusa
Lineage: Eukaryota; Fungi; Ascomycota; Dothideomycetes; Pleosporales; Trematosphaeriaceae
Exons: 7
Coding region: 1-2160 (719 amino acids)
Source: RefSeq, a predicted model, not a curated record
AUGCUCUUUGCCCUCCUUCAUGAGCCAACGUUCCUUUCGAAAUGCCGACGGAAUCGUUUCCCAAAUCAUGUACUUGGUUAUUCCCCGGAACCGUCAGCUCAGCCGGCUCCUAUCACCCAAGGAUCGAGGUCAAAAACUUGGGCCACGACCGUUACGCGGAUACCGAGUUGGCCUGAGGAAGCCAGACCCCUGAGAAAGCGCAACUGCAUCUCCUUUCUGUAUACUAUCGGGGACGUGCUCCUGGUACUCUUGCCGAUCUAUUUCAUUCUUCUCGGAGUUGCCGUUACCACACUCAAUGGGAAGCGUACGAAAGGAAAUGCCUUCGGUCCAAAGGUCGAGUCCGCAAUGGAUCUAGGUCCUACCAUCUUUCUAAUUGUCUUCGCAGCAAUCAGUGGGCGCAGCAUGAAAAUGAUUGCGCGAUAUCUUGCUGAGAGAGGAUCUAAGCUUAGCACCUUGGAAUUACUCAUGGCCAGCCAGUCAGUAUGGGGUACAGUCGAAAGUCAGGUGUUGAUGCAGCGACUCACACUAGUUGGCGCAAAUCUCCUUUUUCUCUGGACACUCUCUCCACUCGGCGGUCAGGCAUCCCUUCGACUAAUGCGAAGAGACAAUCGCGCGGCGGAAUCAUCGACGAAGCUCCGCUAUAUGAGCAUCUGCCCUGGAAGCGCAAUGUGGGGGAUGGCGACGACAUAUGAAGAAAACGGGAAAUUCGCCGACGCUGCUGCCCUAUACAGUGCUGCACUUCUGGCGCCUCAAGCAAGCAAAGUCAGACCACAGGAUCCGUGGGGAAAUGUCAAGAUUCCGAGCUUAGAAGCCUACAAUUUGUCUAAGUCAAACUCGGCCGACUGGUUCAACCUCCCAUCGCGCAUAUCUUCGCCCGAGGUAUACUCAUCCUUGGUGGGCCUUCCAUUAGUCGGUCUACCUCCUAAUGGAACUUCUAGGUUUACAUUGGAGACCAGUUACCUCACCGUCGACUGUGGGCCAUUCAGUCAGACCUUGUACCCAAGUAAUAUAUCUUCUAAUCCGAUGCACACGAACUGGACCAAACUAGAGGAGCUAGUACCCGGUCAAGUCUGGGCUGACAAAUCCGUCUGGAAUCCUUUUGAACCUCAGAACCGCACGACCAUCCAGGAUCCGGGAGACGGAGUAUACUUGGGUCGUUUCGAUGCUUUCGUUGGCAACACCAACGCUUCGGUACUCGACAGGGGCAACGACACCGUUCGUACGCACCGUGGGCUUCUGUAUACUUCCUUAUACCCUAGCGGCGAUUCUGAGAACGGCGACUUCGCCCUCAACAUCGGAAGAUGCUCGCUAGCUCAGAGCCACGCGGAAGCCAUGCUUCGUUGCGACGAGGAUUCCUGUGUCACAGAAAAGAUCAGAAAGUCACUCUCAGAUCACCGCCCGGUCGCCUACACUAGCUUGGAACACCACUUGAUCAUGUACGGGCUUGCACAGAACUUUCCGCUGGCCGUUUCCUCAAGUGGAGCCUUUAGCAGUGCCACAGAAAGGUUCCUCGCCAACAGCUCCUCAUAUCCAUUUCUGCAACAAAACGGUCACCCAACUGCAAAGGAGUCCUACGUCGAUCUGUCCGUUGUUCCUCCGGACGUAUUUUCAAGACGGCUUAGCCUGCUUCUCAACACCUACUAUCAGCUCAGCAUUCGGCCAACAGGAUAUUUUGGAAGCUUGUCCACAAAUUUGUCUCGAUACGGCCCAGACACUCUCCCGUCCACCGAUCUCAACGCCUACUUACCCGCGAACCUUUCGGCAACGAGCCAUAGCAUCGAGGAAUGGUGGCCUCCUUUCCGAGACUUAGUGCAAGGAACGGAUGCACCUUUCAUUGGAGCAACGACGAUGGGGAAUGUUACCACAGUCGAGGAGAUAUUCGUCUGCGACUUCGCUUGGCUCGCACUGCUUUUCGCAUCGUCAACUAUCAUCUUUAUCACAGGAGCGAUUGCGCUAAUACUUAAGAGAAAGACUGUAGGACCCGAGCUGUUUGGAUUCGUAACGAGCAUGACCACGCUAGAUGCUAUGGAGCGAGCGAGACUAUUGAAAGACGUGGAAGUAUUCGUUGGUGAUGUGCAUGGCGAGAAGGACGUAGGACACAUAGCACUCGCUGCUGGAGUUUCGGUGCGCAAGCUGGAGCGAGGCAGGCUGUAUGCAUGA